AAAAAACAAAAAUAAAAAAAACAAAGGAUGACAUUUGUAAAAUUAAAAUAUUUAUUUACAGUUGGAUGACAAUCACCAACAAAUAAAAUAAUAAAUAAAUUUUAUAAAUGUCAACAUUUUAAGUGUUUUAUUAUUGAAUGUUAUUUAACGAAAUAAUUUAAAUUUUUUAAUUACUUAACAACCUUGACAGUGAUAAUUAUCAAAACAAUAAUAGAAUGGUAUCUUCUGAUGAAAUAAAAAUAGAAAAAGUAACAAUAAUACAUGACAAUAAAAAUAAUGAAAAAGAUGAAACAGUAACAUUUGUUGAGCAAUAUGUCAAAGAUGUUUGUGAUUUUAGUUCACAGUAUGGUAGUAGUAAUAGUAUUUCUUACACUGGAUAUAACAUAGCUGGUAAACCCAGUAAAUUUCCAGACUAUGGAGAUUACCCCCAGGCAUUUGUCAUGAGAACUUAUGGACGUUGGUGGGACGAGUCACCAUCAAAAUUAAUUGAUUUUAUGCCACAAAAUAAUGAAGACUAUGAAAGUCAAGAUUACAUUGAUGUUGAAUAUCAUCAAGAAGUUUAUCCAAUUCGUGUGUCAAUUUUCGAAACAUACAAUCCAGGAAGUGUUGUUAAAGUAUGGGCAAUGGAUACAAAUAAACAAUGGCAUAAAUUAUGGAGUGGUUCACCUCAAUCUGUAGCUCAUAAACCAAGAAUAUUUUCACCACCACUUAAAUCUUGUAAUUUUAAAACAAACAAAAUUCGAAUUGAAUUUAAUCAUAGUAAUCUUGAUUACUAUACUGAGCUUGAUGCUAUAUUAUUAAUUGGUACUGUUGAACUUAUUUUGCCACAUGUUGGAUUUCGAAAUAGAUGUAUCAGUGCAUUACUCAAAGAAUUAAAUAAUUCAACCAAUAAUAUUGAUGAUCCAUUUAAUUUAACACCAGAUUAUUUAAACCAAAAUUAUGAUUUAAAAAAAUUAAAAAAAACUUUACAUAAACAUUGUGUUUUAUAUAAAAGUAAAAUAUCAGAUAAAAUUCCAAAAGGUAAAUUAUUAUCAAAAUUGGGUCUUCAUUGUUAUUGUAUACCACCAAUUGAAGAAGCAUUCAACAGUCUUCAGCAAUUUUUACAAGAUGAUUUUCCAAAAUUAAUUCGUGAAAUAAAUAUAUCAACAUCAAAUUCAUCAACAAUAACAGAAUCAACAGUUGGAAAUUUUUGUGGAAAUUUUUCAAUACUACCAGAUGAAACAAUGCUUAAAAUAUUAAAUAAUUUAGAUUUAAAAUCUCUUUGUUGUUGUUGUCGUGUUAAUAGAUAUUUUAACAAUAUUGCUAAAGAUGCAUUGUUAUAUACUAGUUUAAAUUUAAAACCUUAUUGGAAUUGUAUUGAUUCUGAUGCUCUAACAGUACUUGCACCACGUUGUAAAUAUUUACAAAAGCUGAAUUUAUCAUGGUGUGGUAAUUAUAAUAAAAUAACAACUGAUUGUGUUGUUGAUUUUUUAACUUCAUGUGGAUCAUUGUUGACACAUUUACGAUUAAAUUGUUGUCAUUUUGUUAAUGAUUAUUUUAUCAUUCAAGUAUCAACAAUAUGUAAAAAUUUAAAAGAAUUAUGUUUACGAAAUUGUACGUCAAUUACAAAAGAUGGUUUUGAUUCAUUGAGUAAACUACAUUGUCUAGAAAGAUUGGAACUUUAUAGAACACUGAUUGAAACACCAGCAAUGUGUGCAAUAUUAAAAAAUAAUUAUCAAAUGAAACAUUUAAAUUUAGCUGGUAUGCAUGAACGUUUAAAUAUGGAUGAUGUUGUCAUUGAAUUAUCAAAUUCUUGUUUAAAUAUUGAGAGUAUUGAUUUUUGGAAAGUUCAAACAUUAACACCAGUUGGUGUUAGAGCAUUAACAAAAUGUACAAAACUUCGUGAAGUUGAUUUUGGCUGGUGUGGAGGAAUUGGUGCACCUGGUGAUUCUUUAAAAGUAUUUUUAACAAAUUGUCAUUCAUUGGAAAAAGUAUUUCUAGCAGCUCUUCGUGGUUUAAAUGAUCGUGAUAUUGAGCCACUUUUACUUUGUCAUAAUCUUGAACAACUUGAUUUACUUGGAGCAAGAUCAUUAACACCAGAUAUUUGUCUAAGAAUAUUACUAUGUUGUCCACAAUUAAAAAUGAUUGAUUUAAGUUUUUGUGAUGGUAUUAGUGAUACUAAAAUUCAAGAAUGGAGAAAACUUUAUCCACAUGUUUCAAUUAAAAGAAGCUUUCAAGCUGGUGGCAAUAAUUCAUCUCAAACUUAAUAAUCUACGACUGUAAAGCUUUUUAUAUAUAUUUUAUAAAUUUACAAGAAAAAAACAAAUAAAUAAUAAAUGUUUUAAAUAAA
Messenger RNA from Aphidius gifuensis, 2329 nucleotides. It is a transcript of the gene Fbxl4, whose product is annotated as F-box/LRR-repeat protein 4-like. The transcript has 7 exons. The record is from RefSeq and is a predicted model, not a curated record. Gene Ontology annotation, biological process: SCF-dependent proteasomal ubiquitin-dependent protein catabolic process. Gene Ontology annotation, molecular function: protein binding. Lineage: Eukaryota; Metazoa; Arthropoda; Insecta; Hymenoptera; Braconidae. Gene Ontology annotation, cellular component: SCF ubiquitin ligase complex. Bases 216 to 2246 code for a protein of 676 amino acids.